AUGGACACUAGUCAUUUUGUUCAAUCCCUUGCCCCUCAAUUAAGUGAUUCUUCAUGUCCGUUGAACAAGCGUCGCAGUACGCAGAAAAAUCUCUCAUUCUGCGCGACUAGUCUGUUGGAAAACACAGACUUGGGACACAUGGACGAGGACGUCUUUGUGCCACCUUUAGAAGAGAUUGUGCCGCCCGAUGAGUCUCCAUGGCCAUCGGAUAUCUCACUUCCCACCGCUGAGUUUGAUACAAGCCCCGGGGAGACCACCCUCGCGAUACCCGGGGAAGAGACCCUCCAUGGAUCCGACGAGUUUAGCUUCGCUGCCCUGCUAGAAGGAGAUGGUGAAGAUCUAGAAGCGAUCGUCCGACAGUCCGACCCAAGUAUGAGCCCAACCCUGUUCCAAUUUACAGGGACCAGUGUGUCUCCACGGUCUGGAAAUACAGACAUCAGCCUUGGUCUAUUCAAAGAGCCUACAAUAUCUGCUAGUAGUCCUGAAAGGCUGAUUUUGCACUUCGACCGAUACACCUGCGGAAUACUAUCCGUGAAAGAUGGGGCCCAUGAAAAUCCGUGGCGGACCUUGAUCUGGCCCCUGGCUAAGGAUACGCCAGCCUUAUACCACGCAAUUUUUUCUCUGUCUGCCUUCCACUGCAGUAAGAAAAACCCUUCCUUGAGAGUUCACGGGAUGGAGCACAUGCGCCGGAGCAUCGCUUGUAUGGUGCAGGACAUCCAAAAUAUGAGAGCGGAUGCCGCUUUGGCCACAAGCCUAGCGCUCGCAUUUGCUGACACCUGGGACCGGGACACACGUUCAUGUAUUCAACACCUACGAGGAGCCAAAGCGUUGGUAUCACAAGUGGUGGGACUUGGAUUGCAAGCUGGUUUGUGCGCAGCCGAUCUAGACAGGAUCCGAUUCCUUUACAACACUUGGCUGUAUAUGGAUGUCAUUGCACGCUUAACCUCGUUGGAGGAAUCUGGAGAUCAAAAAGUUGAUCUAUCCAUCCUCCAGCUUCCCAAAGGCGCAGUGCAUGAGAUUGACCCUCUGAUGGGCUGCGCCACCACACUAUUUCCGCUCAUAGAUCGAGUUGCCCAGUUAAUCCAACGAGUACGGAGGACUAAUUCCAACUCAAUAUCUCUCGUUUCGGAGGCGAUUGAGUUGAAAAGGCGUGUUGAGCAAUGGGAGCCCCCUGACUGGUUCGAACCACCGGAAGAUCCAACUUCCGAAGUACAACAUAGUUUACAGAUCGCACAUGCUUAUCGCUGGGCAACUAUUCUAUAUCUUCAUCAAGCUGUUCCGGAGAUGCCUUGUGAGCCGGCGUCAGAGCUCGCCAAGCGAGUGUUACUGCUGCUGGCCACGGUUCCACCGAGCUCCCGUACAACGAUUAUUCAAAUGUUUCCUCUCUUAGCCGCCGGAUGUGAAGCUGAUCAGGAGGAAGACCGGCAAUGGGUGCUAGGUCGAUGGGGAUCCAUCCAGACCCGUGUCAUGCUGGGUUCCAUCGAUCGCUGCAUAGACGUAGUCCAUGAAGUUUGGAUUCGUCGAGACCAGUUUGAGGCCGAAAAGCAGCGGCGACAGUUCCGAGCGACGGGUCGCUCCAAUUCCUUUGAUGAUCGGGAACCGGUUGGCAGAGAUGGAUUACCCUACGGGAACAUGGCACCUGGGGAUCUAAAUCAUCCCACUAGGUUUGCUAAAGAGUCAUACAGAAGACCAGCAGCUGAUGAGCGGGCGAUAUCCUCCCGGGGAACUGGGAACCCGCGGCGGAGUUCUGCGGUAUCUCCCCUGGAAAACAUCGAAUUUGAAAAGACCGUCAGGGGAAAAUUACAUUGGGUCAGUGUUAUGCAAGAAUGGGACUGGGAAGUAUUUCUUGGGUGA
Aspergillus pseudonomiae is the source of this 1854-nucleotide messenger RNA. Its product is annotated as fungal specific transcription factor domain-containing protein. Gene Ontology annotation, cellular component: nucleus. The transcript is spliced from 2 exons. The record is from RefSeq and is a predicted model, not a curated record. Gene Ontology annotation, biological process: positive regulation of transcription by RNA polymerase II. Bases 1 to 1854 code for a protein of 617 amino acids. Lineage: Eukaryota; Fungi; Ascomycota; Eurotiomycetes; Eurotiales; Aspergillaceae. Gene Ontology annotation, molecular function: transcription cis-regulatory region binding; DNA-binding transcription factor activity.